AGCAUAAACAAGGUCGCUCAUGUCGACCGCAACCCCUAAACCGGGCUGUUAACGGAAGAGCUGUUUGUGUUGAUGUUUCCCGCAGCCUGACCUCCAUACUCACUCGUUCACUCGCUCACUUACUCACUCUUCACCUGCCCUCACUCCUUCAUAGGAUGCAAUAUGCUGCAUCUCUCGGCUCCAUCGGCCUGCUCCGGCUGCUGGGAGCGUCCUGGUCCUGGAGUGUGGCAGCCGGUCUCGGGGUGUACCUGGGUUCGGGGGGCUGGAGGUACCUGUAUGUGGCUGUACGCACCGCCAAAAGAGACAUCAAUGGUCUGUAUGUGCUCUUGCGUGUGAAGCUGGCACUUUGGCGAUACAUGCAUAAUGGAAGCACGAUCCCUUCCAUCUUCGCCGAGACGGUGGCUCGCCACCCCGAUAAGCCUGCUCUGGUGUACGAGGCCACCGGGGAGACCUGGACCUUUUCCGAGCUCGAUCAGCUAUGCAACGCAGUGGCUCACUGGGCUCUGAGCCAGGGCUGGGGCUCGGGGGACGUGGUGGCCCUGUUGAUGGAAAGCAGGCCUCUGCAAGUGGCGCUUUGGCUCGGCCUGGCCAAAAUCGGUGUCGAGUCGGCACUCAUCAACUUUAACCUGAGGCGCGACUCCCUUAUGCACUGCCUGGGUGUGUCUGGGGCCCGGGCAUUAGUGUUCGGAGCGGAGCUAGCUGAUGCUGUGUCAGAGGUGAACACUUCACUGAAUGACUCCAUGAUUCGUUUCUGCACCGGUGACCUCAGUCCUGAUCAGAUGGCAACUCUCUGUGCUCAGUCUUUGGACUCUGUGCUGGCUUCGACCCCACGUCAUCCUCCACCUUGCACCCAUUCGAAGGGUUUCAGUGAUCGCUUGUUCUAUAUCUACACCUCUGGUACCACAGGACUCCCCAAAGCUGCUAUUGUGGUACACAGUCGGUAUUAUAGAAUAACUGCUUUUGGCUAUUAUGCUUUCCGCAUGACUCCAGAUGAUAUCAUCUAUGACUGCUUGCCCCUCUACCAUUCAGCAGGUAAUAUAAUGGGUGUUGGCCAGUGUUUACUCAACGGACUGACUGUAGUAGUGAAGAAGAAAUUUUCAGCCAGUCGCUUCUGGGAAGACUGCAUCAAAUACAACUGCACUGUUGUGCAGUAUAUUGGGGAGAUUUGCCGCUACCUGCUGUCCCAACCAGUGCGUCCGUCAGAACGUGGCCACCGUGUGAGGCUGGCUGUGGGAAAUGGGCUCAGACCCAGCGUUUGGGAGGCUUUCACCCAGCGCUUUGGCAUCAAACAAAUCGGAGAGUUCUAUGGAGCUACAGAAUGUAACUGCAGCAUUGCCAACAUGGACGGCAAGGUGGGAGCGUGUGGAUUUAACAGCAGGAUCCUGCCCAGUGUCUACCCUAUCCGGCUAGUGAAGGUAAACGAGGAAACCAUGGAGCUGGUUAGAAAUAAGGAUGGGCUUUGUGUUCCAUGUCAACCUGGGGAACCGGGGCUGCUGGUGGGUAAAAUCAACCAGAAGGACCCUCUGCGUCGCUUUGACGGCUAUGCUAAUCAAGAAGCCACCAGGAAGAAGAUUGCCUAUAACGUUUUCAAGAAAAAUGACUCAGCCUACUUAUCAGGUGAUGUUCUGGUGAUGGACGAGCUGGGCUACAUGUACUUCCGGGACCGCAGUGGUGACACGUUUCGCUGGAAAGGGGAAAAUGUCUCCACCACUGAAGUGGAAGGAACACUGAGCAGCCUGUUGGGCCAGACAGAUGUGGCUGUGUACGGAGUAGCUGUGCCAGGUGUGGAGGGAAAAGCUGGAAUGGCAGCCAUUGCCGAUAUGAAGGGGAACUUUAACUGUGAAUGUUUCCUGAAAGAAAUACAGAAGGUGCUGCCUCCAUACGCCCGGCCAGUCUUUCUCCGCAUCUCCCCUCAUGUAGACACUACAGGUACGUUUAAAAUUCAGAAAACCAAGUUACAGAAGGAAGGAUUCGACCCUCGUGUAACAACCGACCAGAUCUACUUUCUAAACUCCAGAGCAGGACGAUAUGAGGUAGUUAAUGAGGAGAUGUAUAAUGCCUUAAUGGACAGUAAGGUGUCUCUGUAAGUAGAGGUCAGGUCUGACGAGCUGUGGCACUUCAGGGAUCAGUUACAGAGAUGCAGAAGGUUUCAGGUGUGUUCCGUUCUGCUCAUGUUACAACAGAUGUUACAUAGCACACUGUUUAAUUGAAUAGCACUGAUUAAUGGAGUAGCACUACAUUUAAAAAGGUUUUACAGAGUGUAUGCUGUGCCUUGGUUAUGAGACGCACAUUAGGAUUAAGGGGUUUUUUACUAGGGUGUUGAGUUACCAGCCAAAAGUACUGUCUGAUAUGGAUGUUUUUUGUUCAAAGAGGCAUGUUACGUUUAGAAUGAGGUCAAGAUGUGCUUGCUAAAAGAUUUUAAUGAUUUAAGUAAUUAUUUUAUGCUGGAUAUGCAACUUGUAGCUGCCCUUAUUAGCCAAUCAAAUGGCUAAUGAGUGUAGAUACAUGGAAAGUAAGUGACAAGUUCUCUAACAGUGUUUUUCUAAAUGUUUUAGUUUCUCUCUCUCUCUCUCUCUCUCUCCUCUCCUCUCUCUCUCUCUCUCUCUCCUCUCUCUCCUCUCUCUCUCUAUCCAGUUUUGUUGGCCCAUCCUGAGAGAGUCUAAAGCAGUAUUAAACAUUAUUAUAUAGUAAAACACAUUUUAGCAAUACCUAAAACUUUUAAACGAGUGUGUAGUUUACUUUUCUAGUAAGUCAUUCUUCUUCAGGUUGCUAAACACUAAAAUUGUUGUUACUCUAAACCCUGACCUCUUAUAAAAUGUAUUUUAUUGGUUAUAGAUGUAUAUUUUUAAAACCACUCAGUAAAACAAUGUGCCUUAAUUAUGUUUCCCCGAUCCAUAUUCUAUUAAUGGAAUAGGCUAAUGUCUAGAUUAAAAUUAAAGAUUAUAAUUAAGCAUUUAUGCAAGGUUGUAAUUUAAUUUAGACAGCAGUUAGGAAACAGAAUUUUAUAUUACUGUGAAUGCUGACAUUGCCCCUUUUCUAACCUGGUGUCAAUGUAAAUCAAGCUAAUUAAAAAUGUAAUUAAAACUCUUCA
Trichomycterus rosablanca is the source of this 3091-nucleotide messenger RNA. It is a transcript of the gene slc27a1a, whose product is annotated as solute carrier family 27 member 1a. Bases 156 to 2087 code for a protein of 643 amino acids. Gene Ontology annotation, molecular function: long-chain fatty acid transmembrane transporter activity; long-chain fatty acid-CoA ligase activity; fatty acid transmembrane transporter activity. Lineage: Eukaryota; Metazoa; Chordata; Actinopteri; Siluriformes; Trichomycteridae. The transcript has 13 exons. The record is from RefSeq and is a predicted model, not a curated record. Gene Ontology annotation, cellular component: plasma membrane; mitochondrial inner membrane. Gene Ontology annotation, biological process: cardiolipin biosynthetic process; phosphatidylinositol biosynthetic process; long-chain fatty acid import into cell.